This is a messenger RNA of Linum tenue, 1750 nucleotides long. The record is from the annotation of a GenBank genome assembly. Lineage: Eukaryota; Viridiplantae; Streptophyta; Magnoliopsida; Malpighiales; Linaceae.
GGCAGCACCUUCUAAAGUUUUUCUAAUGUUUCUUCUUACUUUAGUGAUGUCUUUGCCAAUCAACGGUACAUGUGAACUUUAUAAAGUACAAAGAGGUCUGAUCACUUGCCAUCAAGGUUGGAACUCUUAAAACAGCUCAAGUUGCUUCUUCUUUUUCUGUUUGGCUUUCUGUACUUCCUUGGCCCAGAAAUGGACUCAAUGAAGCUGCUGGUCGGAGUGUUUGGGACUCUAGUGCUGAAAAUGGUGACAGAUGUGACCCUGGUGGGAUCUCAUGCUGACGUGCGGAACUGCAAGUUCCCGGCUAUGUACAACUUUGGGGACUCUAAUUCUGAUACUGGAGGAAUAUCUGCAGCUCUAGGAGAGAUCCCUCCACCGAAUGGAGAAACCUUCUUCGGGCAUCCUUCAGGAAGAUCUUGUGAUGGCCGUCUCAUCAUAGAUUUCAUUGCUGAGAGACUGAAGUUGCCAUAUCUUAGCGCAUACCUGGACUCAGUCGGUACAGACUUCAGACAUGGUGCGAAUUUUGCAACCGGAGGCUCAUCGAUUCGUCCAGGUGGCUAUAGUCCAUUUCAUUUGGGUGUGCAGAUUUCUCAGUUCAAGCAAUUCAAAGCUCGGACGAACAGACUUCGUAACCAGAGGAAUCUUCCAAGGGCAAUGGAAUUCUCAAAAGCUCUCUAUACAUUCGACAUUGGACAGAAUGACCUCGCCUAUGGCUUCCAACACUCUUCAGAGGAAGAUGUCUGGAAGUCGAUACCAGAUAUUCUCAGCCAGUUUGCAGAGGCAGUUAAGUGGAAGGGGGUCUUAGUUCUUCGCCAAAGCAGCUACUCACAACUGGCUGGUUGCUGCUGCUGCCGCUUCGCCUACGUCGAAUCAACGCCCAGCUCCUCCUGCACCCAGUCGAAUCAGCAUAUCCAUGCUCUCCGUACGCAUGCCCCCGGUCGGCUUUACCGGAAAAUCUGCAGCGGUCACUUUUUCCCCUUUCUUCCUUUCGCCAUGCCUCUCCCGGACACGCCGCUGUACCACAGCACCACUCACCAGCCCACUCUAAUCCUGCUCAACACGCCACCGCCCAUUCAUUGCAACUCCUUUCCCUGUUCCCUUUGAUUAAUGGAAGAGGCCCGCUUCCCUCCAAUUCAUCUCUUCGCUUGCUUUUUUCUCUAUUCCCACUUCGCCCUUUCGGUUCUUCGCCUAAUCCUCUUCCGACUUCGCAUCUUCUGCCUAACUCGCUCCGAUGAAUCACGUCGUCCUCUCCUAACUCAGAUGGAAGGACAAAGCUCCCGUCCUCAAAUUGCCCCUCCUCCAUAUAUGGAUGCCUACCUCUGGCGGCCCCAUGGAUUGUCCGAAUGCGCGACGUUUUUGACAGAUUAAUUGGUAAUUGUAGCCACCAAACAAUGGAGGAAAUGGCUUUGUUGACUUACAAUCGGGGUCUUAAGCUCUCUUCCCCUGGUGGUGGUCAAUGAUGUUGUAACAGUUGCCGGAAUGAUGUUGUGGCAGGGGAUGAUGUGUCAGGAAACUAUUUAAUUGUUAGCACAAAAGAAUUGCUACCAAGGGCUCAAACAUGGAGGAUGCAAUUGCAGUGGUUAAUUUGGAAAGCAAUCUCCUGGCGAUCCAAUGCGGUGCUUCUAUGACUCAACAUGCGACUUUCUAUGUAAUUUCCUCCCUUUUCGCAGGUACUUCUAACUAGAAACCUGUAAUUUUUAUAAUUGGUGCAUAUUAGUCAUAAGGAAUUUGAAACUUGAAAGAGGUUUGAAAA